This is a messenger RNA of Lepisosteus oculatus (spotted gar), 2771 nucleotides long. It is a transcript of the gene socs3b, whose product is annotated as suppressor of cytokine signaling 3b. Gene Ontology annotation, molecular function: 1-phosphatidylinositol-3-kinase regulator activity. Lineage: Eukaryota; Metazoa; Chordata; Actinopteri; Semionotiformes; Lepisosteidae. Gene Ontology annotation, biological process: phosphatidylinositol phosphate biosynthetic process; intracellular signal transduction. The record is from RefSeq and is a predicted model, not a curated record. Gene Ontology annotation, cellular component: phosphatidylinositol 3-kinase complex.
CUAGCCGAGGGACUUUGGCAUUAUACGGCUGCCACUGCCUGGGUUACAGUCGGCGAGUACAAAAGCUCUGUAGCUCCAAGUCAUUUAAAAGGGGGGCUGUUCUGUCGUCCUCUCCUGCAGAGCGCCUUCAAGCCCGGGACCCUGUAACUCUUUCUCCUUGCAUCGCCUUAUUGUGGAGACCCUCGACUGAGCCCGAGCAAAAGUUCAGGUUAAAGAAGACGCAUUUGGAUUAAUUAACAUUUUCAACAAGAACAAAAAAAAAAAGGAUACUAGUUUUUGAAACCUUCCUCAAGUGUGUGGUUAAAGGCCAAGAAUAGCCGAUCCUGAUGCUCUAGUGGAAGAGCAACACCAGGAUCCUCACCGUACCCCUGCCUGGACUUCGGACCCUGCCCCGAGAGGUCGCCCCGUUCUGGACACUGCGUCGUGAGGACCGGGAAGUUCAGGGCGCGUUCGCAGCGCCAUGGUAACCCACAGCAAGUUUGACUCCGCGAUGAGCAGCAGCCCUCUCGACGCCAGUAUGCGGCUGCCACCUCACCGCUACAAGACCUUCAGCUCCAAGCUGCAGUACCAGCUCAUCCUGAACGCCGUCCGGAAGUUGCAGGAGAGCGGUUUUUACUGGAACACGGUGAGCGGGAAGGAGGCCAACAACCUGCUGAGCUCUGAGCCAGCCGGCACGUUCCUGAUACGGGACAGUUCGGAUAACCGGCACUUCUUCACCCUCAGUGUCAAGACUGCCUCCGGGACAAAGAACCUGCGCAUCCAGUGCGACAGCUGCUCCUUCUUCCUCCAAACUGACCCCAAGAACGCGCAGUCGGUCCCCAGGUUCGACUGCGUGCUAAAACUGAUUCACCACUAUAUGCCUUCCAAAGGGACAUCAUCCGCAGGGAACGGGAGGAGCACCUAUUUCAUUUACUCCGGCGGGGAGAAGAUCCCACUCGAACUGCUCCGGCCUCUGUCCUCCAGCAUGUCCACGUUACAGCAUCUCUGCCGGAAAACCGUCAAUGGGCACAUUGACAUCUCCAGCAAAAGGGACCAGCUGCCCCACACGGUCAAGGAGUUCCUCCAGGAUUACGAUGCUCCUAUUUAAAGCCUCCCCCGCCCUCCCAGCUGGAGCGGACAUUCGUAGAAAUGGCCUCAGUGACUUGUUUAAGGUGGAAAUCUUGUAUGUGAGGAAUCUCUGUACUGUAACCGAAGGGGCCAACUUGAUCAGAAGGAAUCUGUGUUAAAGUCUUAAAAUUAAAAUUGAAGAACAUGCAAGACAACAGGAGCGGCUGUGUAGCUAGCAUGUCACUCUAGUAUUGAGGAUGGUACAUAGUUCUCUUUCACUAGCAGGCAGUGGAUCCCGAUUGUGCCUUCUGUUUGUAGUAAGACGCUCGAGAAGGGAUCACUAGCACAGAUCUGUCCAGGAUUAAGGAAGGAGCUGGUGUUCAAUAUUCUAACCAGUGCAACUGCGACUCACGUUGUGUUUUAACACCAGUCCUUUUUAACCUCGUACCUGAUUAGCGUACCAGUUUGCUGCUCUGGCUAAGCGCCAUGUUUCGCUGUUUGAUCAGAAUGUUAUAAUGUAACAUUUAACUUCUCAUGGAGAAAUGUGACCCAGGUUUUUAGUCCCACGUUUGACUAAGACCCAGAACCAGAAGGCUGGGUGACUCAGACAUUUCCACUAGUGCCUGCCAAGUAUUGUUACCUAUUAAGUGGGUGUGGGGAUAAGAACCCACAGGACAUCAGCCCUGCUCUUCUGAGACACUGGUGAAUCAGCCCUUUGGCCUGGUCUAACUGUACGCAUUGUGAGGCUAGUACAGUUAUACAGACUAAAAGUAUUAAGUGUGUGGAAGGCUCCAUGAGAUUCCUUCACCAUGAAUCCAAACACUGUGAGGAAACCUACACCCAAGAUUUCAGAUCCAUUAUUCAGUGGAAAAUCCUGAAUGUAUCCGAAGUAAAAUACGUCUGAUGGAGCAGCCUGUGUGCCAGCAAUCACUGAGGCCAGUGUAGAGCCCUGAGGUUUGCAAAUUCUGGAAAUCCACAACUCGCAGAACAAGAACCGUCUUAUUCUGGAUGGUUUUGGAAGAGUUGUAGUUGAUUCUGGCAUUAUCUCCCAGCUCCGACGGGUGUUUUAUUUCGGUUACUGUGGCCAUCUUUGCUUGCAUGCCACUGAUGGGUGGAAAUUAUAACUGACAAGAGAGCUCUCUCCUCUUGAGAACCGCUGUGCUAGGGUACGCAUGUGAAACUGCAGGCACCUUUGCUUUCUGGUUAUUGCAAAGCAGCUCCAAUUAAGGAGAAGGUGGAAAGAGGUGACCAGGACGUCGGUAGCUGACCGAGAUUUCCAAUCCCAGCUAAAGAUAAUGUGAAGGCAAAGCUGUAGAACGAGAGUGGUGGCAUUGCAAAGCAUGAGCUAAACACACCUAGGAGCACUGGGGAGGGGGCAGGUUUAUCUGAACCAGUGUUGUCUCAAGGCCUUUUUUUUAAAUCAGAAGUGUACCCUGAUGAAUAAGGUGGCGUUUGUUUCUCAAGCACGACAGGAGAUCUGCUUGCUAAUGAAUGUAUGGGGCGGAAUCAGCCUUCCUUUCUCGGUGCCUUGCCCGUUACCGCAGAAAGGUUGGGAGUUCCAUGUAGUAUUUUUAUAAAAACAAGAAAAUGUUUACAUGUGUGAAAACAAACGGAAAACCUUUUUUUUGUCUUUUAUAAAGAUUCCACCUUAACGUCCAGCCCGAUGACUGGUAGUACAAGCUUGAAGAUCUAUGGGGAAAAAAAAAACAACAAAAAACAAAAAA